AUGCAUAAAAAACGUGUGAUCGGCUCCCAGAUUUGUAUAUUGGCGGAGCAUCGCGAACUUUUGAAUCUCCACGCAAGAAUAUCGCUUUCCGUACUCUUUAGCUAUCAACUGCCAUUCCUUGAGGUGCCAGGAGCGUCUGUACGAAUCUGGGAGCCGAUGAGAUUCGCCAUGGUUACCUAUGUUUUGCUGGAAGCGGAAACCCAAUCCACAUUGAUGGAUUUGAUACACUACGCUACUGCCAAGGCGUUGAAGUUCACCGUCUCAGAAGAGUUACGCAAGAUUUUUCCCUGUAAAUGUGCGGAAACCUCUGAUUCGCGUGUGGAAAUGAGCGGCUCAAGUGCUGACUCACCUGCGAUCCUUUUCGAACAAAAAUCUGAAAUGCCUUCUUCGCAUUUUACUUUCCCAUCGCUAUCAGCUGCACAGCUUUUGGAAGACGCAAAUCCGACAAGCACGGUGAAGCAGGAGUUGGAUCGUGCAGCACAAAGCUGGGAGAACGAACCUAUGAGGAGCAUGGACACAAACCCUGACUCUAUGUCAUCAGAAAUUUCUCUCGAAGAAAGAGUGCAACAACUUGAAGCUACCGUGAGAAAGAUGGACAUCCGUGUCUUGACUUUAGAACAUGCUUCCCAUGUUGGAUUGCCCUCAACCAACCACGAUGGGGCUCAAGCUAGUAACAUUUACGAAAGUAACAGAAAACGCAAGCACUACAUGCCGCUGCCAGAAGCACAUCAAGUCGCUUCAACUAGUCAAGCAAAAAUGGGGGAAGACUGCAGCUCAUCAGUACCGUGUCCACCGCAACGUCUGCAACCAGUGCUAGUGAGAAAUGGUUUUGGUGAAAGAGUUGGAAGCAAGGUGCGGUCUUCUAUCAACUACCAAGAGGGCAGAGACGAGGAUUCGCAUCACACUGAGGACAUGCUACUCAAUAAACUUAUGAGUCUGGAGGAUGAGCUCAUGAGGUUGUCGCAAUUCAAAAAUCAGCGCUUGUUAGCCGAAGCGAUGUUAUUGGGAACAAUGUUCAAAUACGAGAAUCUGAGAAGGGAGCAUGUUCUCAACUACGGUCCACCUUUCAAGGUAGUUGAUCUGAACGAACUCCUGAGAGGUUACGCAGUUCCGAAAAGAGCACAGCAGAACGUCUCGCUUCAGAUCAUAGAUUUUUGCCGAUAUUAUUUCAAACAGGCGUGCGCUCCUGAUCCAUCCGAUAUAUGGAAUUACGCGUACCGUCUUUCAAGAGUUUCACGCAGUUCAACAUUGAACGACUUACCAAGUGUUGUUAUUGAUACAAUUGCUGAUUUCAUUUUGGAUGCACUAAACCUAGACAGUUGUGUAUUGCACGGAUCUCGGCUAGCCUUUUUGAGAGACUCGCAAGAUAGCUUCUGGCUAUCAUUGGGUGAGUCUGAAGAAGAGCGCGAAAGAACCUUUGAGGAGCUCUUGGAGAGGAAAUCUUUUUGGACCAACGAGACGAGAACAUUGAUAGCGCAAGCACUCGAGGAUAUUCGCUAUUACCGACUGUAUCAAGGAAUCCUGAUUCCCCCCAAGAAAAAUAAGGAUUCCGGUAAUGCAGUCGGAUACGGUCGCGCGGAGAAAUUGAAGAUGACAAGUGAAGAAUGGAAAAAAUUGAACUUAUUUUAAGAUUCGUGUUUGUUUGCUAAUUGCACCAUUUCAAACGGUUUCUCAUAUUUUCAGAUCUC
Messenger RNA from Cylicocyclus nassatus, 1688 nucleotides. Lineage: Eukaryota; Metazoa; Nematoda; Chromadorea; Rhabditida; Strongylidae. The record is from the annotation of a GenBank genome assembly.